This is a messenger RNA of Carya illinoinensis, 1866 nucleotides long. Its product is annotated as non-specific lipid transfer protein GPI-anchored 20. The coding region runs from base 1045 to 1671 and encodes 208 amino acids. The record is from RefSeq and is a predicted model, not a curated record. NCBI's taxonomy places the organism in Eukaryota, Viridiplantae, Streptophyta, Magnoliopsida, Fagales, Juglandaceae. The transcript has 4 exons.
AGGAUUGUUGAAUGUUGAUUGUUAUUUACUUAAUAAUAAAAAAAAAAGGAUUGUUGAAUGUUGAUUGAAACUUAUUUUACUCCAACCAUGGACUCGUAAUAUCGUUUUGUGUUUUAGGACGGGGAAAUCGUAGGUGGUUUUUCUAUCUAAGCAUGGUCAUAGUAGCACAUCAUUUUGGAAACCGGAUAAGAGUGACCUAGAUGGUUUAAGCCAUAACAGAGGCUCUAACUAUCUCCAUGUAGAAGCUCAAUAAAUCCUUUGAACUAUGAUAUUUGUCCACAGGGCUAACAUGGAGCAUAUAGUUUAAAAAUCAUCAGAAUGUGGUCAAUGUACAUGGGAUUCUACUUGCUGUAGCUCAGCAGGUGGUGCUGUUGGUUCCGCAGGUGGCGUUGUAUCUCCGCAGGUGUUGUUCCACUUUAGGUCAAGGGGAGGUGGUCUUAUGGCUUAGAAGGUGGGAAGCUUCCUUUAAAACCUCAGGAGAUGGCACAUCGAGCUAAUUCGUUCCCAAGGGAGUUGUACUUGAGGUUUUGACGUUUCAUACCAUCGUUGUUCGAUGAAAAUGAAAGUAAAAAAGAUGCAUAAGAUUUAGAUGCUCUGGCAAUUUUUUUUUUCAAUGAGCUAGUAAAAUUCAGCUAACGUAUUCGCUCGGGACAAUUAAGAGCUUUUGAUCUACAAGAAAGUUCAACAAAAAAGGAAUUUCUGACUUCAGCAAUUGGCUUAGAACUGACACGAAUUGUAAGUUUGAAAUGCUAGUCAAGAUAGGCUACACGCCUACACAGAUGGCACAACAAGCCGUCAUUUCCAUCUACUUCAAGCUACAUUAUUUCAUAAAGAUUCGUUAGAGUAGUUGAACUCCAAAACCAACUUCAAGUUCACCUAAUUUCCCUCACUUCUGUUACUUGGCCUCCUCUAUCUAUAAAUUCCCAAAUCCUUCUCUCCCACAAACAUCAAAGUCCCAGAACCCAAGUUUUUUUGUUCUUUCUCAACACCUUAAUUGUCUCGUUUCUCUAACUCCUACCCUCAAACUCAAGUUAGAAACUUCAUAUGGAGCUCCUUUUGCCCUGUUCACGCAUUGUUUUGAUAAUGGCCAUGGUGGUGGUCUUGAUUAUUCCCGUUUAUGGCCAGAUUAGUACCCCAUGCAACGCUUCCAUCAUUUCUAGCUUCACCCCUUGCAUGAACUUAUUAACAAAUAGCACUGCAAAUGGUACCUCACCAAGUGCAGACUGCUGCAAUUCCCUCAAGUCCCUUACAAGUGGUGGCCUGGACUGUCUGUGCCUCAUUGUAACUGGAAGCGUUCCCUUCCAAAUACCCAUCAAUCGGUCCUUGGCCAUCUCUCUCCCUCGUGCUUGUAAUAUGCCAGGCGUUCCCGUCCAAUGCAAAGCCUCUGCAGCACCUAUUCCUGCUCCAGGUCCCUUCUCGCCGGGGCCAACCCUGUCCCCUGGCCUCUCUCCAACUCCUAGUCCUAAAGCUUCUUCUGUCCCGGAACCCAUAUCACCUACUCAGGCACCAGAAUCCGACACAACACCUCUCACUCCACCAGCUCCAACAGUGGAUUCCAAAGCUCCAACUGCAACUAUGGGAAGCCGCCCAGUUCUUACCCCGUCAGCUGCCAUUCCCUCUUACAGUCUCUCACCAUCCUUCCUUCUACUUGUACUAGGAGUAUUUAUUUGAGCAACUGUUUUAGCCGGUUGUCUUUCCAGUCUGUAUGUAUGCUUUCGAUUUGGCAUUGUUGAUCAGUAUUCUUUCGAGGCCAUGACUAUUAUUUGGGCCUUCAGAUCAUUGAGAGCCACAUAGGAUGAUUAUAUUUUAUGGGAGAAUGAAUUCUUUGUAAAAACGCAUGCAUCAGUGGAAAUAAAGAUUUUAUCA